Messenger RNA from Dicrocoelium dendriticum, 993 nucleotides. NCBI's taxonomy places the organism in Eukaryota, Metazoa, Platyhelminthes, Trematoda, Plagiorchiida, Dicrocoeliidae. The record is from the annotation of a GenBank genome assembly.
AUGCGCCGAGUCAAUCGCGCUAUGGAAGCUCUCUCCGAUGUGGUCGCCUUAGCGAAUGCGGCAAAUAAAGCAAGCGAAAAUGCCACCUUGGCAUCUGCGGAGAACGCUGCGCUGGAAAUUGGCGAGGAGGCUUCCUCACGUGUGGAAAUGGAGAGCGAGACUGUGCAGGAUUCAUUUACGCAGUAUAAAAAUGCGAGUCUGCGGAAGUCUAGGCUUGCUUCAGAUGACCAAACUCUGCCUCCGGAAGCUGAACCGAUCAAGUCAAAAGAGCUAAUGCUAUUACAGGUUGGAAUACGACGAUUUAUUGCUUGUCCUAUUUACUCCACUCAAACUUUGGGUGCACAUGAAAAAGCCAAAUUUGAACAGUUUUUUUCCGCCACGCAAGCAAGCGUCGUCGCAACGGUCUAUGCUCCUGUGAUGUACGCCCCUGCUAACGUGUUGCAGUUUCGAAUUCGCAUUAACGAAUCCGAAGAUGGUGAACUUUCUCAUCCCUAUCUAGGCGAGCUGGUCGCUACUGGCACACUGCACUCGGUGGACCCUUCACGUCUAAUAAUCAAGCGCAUCUUCCUGUCUGGCCAUCCGUAUAAAAUCCAACAACGGCACGUUGUGGUUCGCUUCAUGUUCUUCAAUCCAACAGACGUACAAUACUUUAAGGCCGUACCACUACAAACCAAGUCUGGGGCCUGUGGAUUCAUCAAGGAACCAGUCGGCACUCAUGGACACAUGAAAUGUGUUUUUGACAAACAGCUGCAAGCCUCAGAUGUUGUACUCUUACCGUUGUAUAAACGAAUAUUCCCCAAGUUUCUCUAUCAGCCAAUGGUUGUCAAAGUGUUUCAAGCAUCGCAUCAGCCGUUGUCACCUUUCACUUGCGAUGUUGCACCGGUCACCUUGCAGCUGAAAAAGAAACAGUCAUCAUCAUCAGCCGACAACCACGAUGUCAGUGAUGAAGCCAACGCUGACAUCCGUAUGGCUGAUACCCGUCACCUGUACUAA